Molecule: messenger RNA, 1884 nt
Organism: Dermacentor silvarum
Lineage: Eukaryota; Metazoa; Arthropoda; Arachnida; Ixodida; Ixodidae
Product: transforming growth factor beta regulator 1
Exons: 5
Coding region: 304-1482 (392 amino acids)
Biological process (GO): regulation of cell cycle
Cellular component (GO): nucleus
Source: RefSeq, a predicted model, not a curated record
CCGUAGCCGAGCCAAGCUAAUAUUUUCGUGUUUGUUUCAUAUGAACCAAAGGUAGCAUAUUCUAUGGUAGCAUUAGCAUGAAUUUCUUUCUCUGUGGGUAGCAUCUGGAUGCGGUAGUGAUGUCUUUUAUUGUGGUUUAUUGAAAGCAGUAAUGCAAUAAUUAGGCAAAUGUGGAAGUAGCGGCGGAGCCUUCUAAUUGGUUCCUAUUCUGUGCAAGAACUUUUCAUUGGAAUCACGGCGUUUGCAUGUUUGAGUGAGCCUACUUGUUUUGACUGUAAGUAGGCAGCCAGGUUCAAAGUAAAGAUGACUGACGACGUAUCAGAUGAUUCUAGCGACUUGGACGCUGGCGUUCCAGCGCACACAAUUAAAUAUUUUCCUCGUAGUGGUCGUCAGAAAGGACCAAGUAAUUUGGCCCUCAAACGGGCCAACCUUAUGUUUACAAUGGAAAAUGAACGCUACCGCACCAAAUGCCGUAAGCUUGAGCGCUUUAUGAAGGAUUUAGUCAUAGAGAGCGCCGCCCUCUGCGACCAAGUGGCGCGCGUGCAAGAGUCAAUCUUUGUGGCCAAAGAAGAGCGACGUUUCCUCCUGAAGAAGUUCCUCCAGUACCGCCAGCAACGUGAUGGACCCGUUGAAACAGUGCGGCCAGCACCCGUCAGUGCUCCAGCGCAGGCAGGUAGUUCGACACCGCCGACCACACCAACACUUGGCGGUGUUUCGGACAGCACCGACAAGGCGCAGGCAAAGGCUUCAAAAAAGGUCCUUAAGCGACGCAACACUAAGGAGGGGCUCACCGAGGAAGCACCGCGACCUAAACGGAGAAAGCCAGCAGGAGCAGACAAGCGACUAGUAGCACCUAUUCCACUGGACUCAUGCGGUCGACCCUUGUUUCCUAUUGUGUUGCCUGGUUGCAAAGUGCAUAGCCUUGGGGAGAUUGUCACUGACCGAGCUGGAUUCCACUGCCAGGAGAGCCUGUACCCUGUUGGCUACUGCAGCUCCCGCAUUUACGCAAGCAUUCUUAAUGCCAAUCAUGCCUGCAUCUACACAUGCACCAUUCUGGAUGCUGGCACUGGACCUCGGUUUGAAAUUGUUGCGGAGGAUGCACCUGAACGACCUUUUGUGGGCAGCAGUCCGGAUGAAUGCUAUGUUGCCCUUUUGAGAGCAGUCAAUCGAGCGUGCGGGGCGGAAGUCAUUGUGCCUGCGGCUCGAGGUGCAGAUUUUUUCGCUUUGCCUCAUCCAACUAUUCAGAACCUGGUCCAGAGCUGCCCUGGCGCACGCAAGUGCCCCAAUUACAGAUGGGUGCGCUUUGAGGUAUCACGCAGUGCAACUGAUGAAACUGAGCGGCUGGACAGUGACCCCUACUUGAGCUAUGCAGCCUUUCGACAGCUGUGCCUUCAGCCACGACUAGCUGCCAUAGCUGCAGCAUCUGAGCCUAGCCUGCCUGGAGGUGUGACCAUCAAACAGGAGCCACUAGACACUGUGUAGGCACGUCAAAAACACAUACCAUCAAGAUGAUUUGAGCUCGUCCGUUGCUCUGUGCUUGUUGCAAACAACACCAGAUUGCACAAGGCGCUUGUUGAAGAGCAAAGUUGUGAACAUAAACUUUUUUGUUUUGUUGUUGUGUCGCCAGCCGUCUAUUUAAAAGGUGGCUUCCUUUGUGGGGUGAGUGAACGCUUCAAGUCAUGUUGAAAAGAAAAGAAAGCGUGGUGAUUCGGAGUGGUUAGCUUCUUCAAGUGAGAGCGAUGUUGUGACACAGUGUGUUGUGUCGAAGCAUGUAAAUAAUGAAAACCAAAAUGUGCUGUGAAACCCACCUGUGCACAAUGAAGCCUAUCUUCAUUAAAGUGUAAAAAGUAUUUUUUUCUAAUAAACUUUUAUUUCUGACGCAAA